Messenger RNA from Vigna angularis (adzuki bean), 1805 nucleotides. RefSeq names its product probable serine/threonine-protein kinase PBL19. The coding region runs from base 404 to 1543 and encodes 379 amino acids. Gene Ontology annotation, biological process: protein phosphorylation. NCBI's taxonomy places the organism in Eukaryota, Viridiplantae, Streptophyta, Magnoliopsida, Fabales, Fabaceae. The transcript is spliced from 4 exons. Gene Ontology annotation, molecular function: ATP binding; protein kinase activity. The record is from RefSeq and is a predicted model, not a curated record.
UUCAUAUUCCAGCUCGCAUACACACAACAAAUCACCUUAACCUUUGAAAUGUCUUUCUUGGUUGGUCUUUUGGUCUUUCUUCCACACAACGUCGUAAACCCGCUUCACUCCUGUCUCUCUCUUUCUCUCUCUCUCUCUCUCUUCCCCUACGCGGGUUUGUUUCUCUCGUGAAUAUCUUAAACUUUCAUACCUCUGCUUCUUCUCCAUCGUUCCCAUUCAGUAUAUUUCUUUCACUUCACGGAACCUAACUUUUAUUUCCCUUUUCAUCUCUCUUCGUUCCUUAUCACAAUUCACCGCCUCAAUAUAUAAUCAAGGUCCCAUUUUUUCAUCUGGGCCAUCACCUUAAUUCUCUCUUCCUCUUCUUCUCAUCAUUUUUCCUUCUCUUUGAUUUGAUGGUGAGAAGAUGAAGUGUUUCUUCUUCAAAGACAAGUGUAAAUCCGCCCCCGAAUUGCAUAAGAAGAAAAACCCCGCCGUGAACCGCGCCGCGAACUCCACCGGCUCCCUAUCGUCGCCCAAGAGCGUGAAGGACUUGUACAGAGAGAAAGAGCACAGCUUCAGAGUUUUCAAUUUUCAGGAGCUCAGAGAUGCCACCCAAGGUUUCAAUAGGACGCUCAAGCUUGGAGAAGGGGGGUUCGGGAGUGUGUAUAAAGGAUCCAUCAGACCCUCCGAUGGCCAGGGUGAUCCAUUUCCAGUAGCUAUCAAAAGGCUCAACACGCGUGGCUUCCAGGGUCAUAAAGAAUGGCUUGCUGAAGUUCAAUUUCUUGGCAUUGUUAAUCACCCAAAUUUGGUUAAGCUUUUGGGAUACUGCUCCAUGGACGGAGAAAGAGGAAUCCAACGGCUGCUGGUGUACGAGUUCAUGCCCAACGGGAGCUUGGAGGAUCACCUCUUCAAUAAAAGUUUACCACCUCUCCCUUGGAAAACAAGAUUGGAGAUUAUGCUUGGUGCCGCCCAAGGAUUAGCUUAUCUCCAUGAAGGACUGGAAAUUCAGGUGAUCUACAGAGACUUCAAAUCUUCAAAUGUUCUAUUGGAUGCGGAUUUCCAUCCAAAGCUCUCAGAUUUUGGUCUUGCUAGAGAAGGACCACAAGGCGAUCAGACUCAUGUAUCCACUGCGGUGGUUGGGACACAGGGGUAUGCUGCACCAGAGUACAUUGAAACGGGUCAUCUGAAAGUUCAGAGCGACAUGUGGAGUUUUGGUGUAGUGCUGUAUGAGAUCCUCACAGGAAGAAGAUCAUUGGAAAGAAACCGUCCCACUGCAGAACAAAAGCUUCUAGAUUGGGUGAAACAGUAUCCUGCUGACACCAGCAGGUUCGUGGUGAUAAUGGAUCCUCGUCUCAGGAACCAGUAUUCUCCCCAAGCAGCUCGCAAAAUAGCCAAGUUGGCUGAUAGCUGCUUAAAGAAGAAUCCAGAAGAUAGACCAUCCAUGAGUCAGAUAGUGGAAGCCUUGAAGCAAGCCUUGCAACAUUCUGAAAUUCCAAACUCUUCUCAAGACAUUGCUGAAUCCUCCUCAUCCCGGUCUAAACUGGUCAGAAAAAGUAAACAGUGAGUUUUGUUUUUUUGGUAGGAUCAAGAACUUGUGGGAAACUCGGUACUUUAACCAUCUCUUCUUAUUUACCAUCAUCCACUUGUUCUCGUCAAUUGGAAGUCAAUUUUUGGUAUUUUUCGUUACUGGUUCGUUUGGCCCAGUUCAAACAAAACCAAGUCCUUUCUUCCUUUUGUAAGCUAUUAGCUAUAAAUACACUUUUUUUUAGGUGAGAUUGUAGAAAAUUUUCAAUUAAUAAAAUCAUUCUUUACUUCACAAAGAAAAA